GCUGCGGCUCGGGGGUGCGGGCCGGCCCGGGGCGGUGGAGGAGGCGCCGCCUGAGCUCCGGAAGCCGCUGCCGAGGGGCGGCGGAGGGCCCUGGGAGCCGUGAGGGCGCCGAGGUCCGGGCGGGCCUUCCGUUCUGACAGCCAAACGUUCGGAAGUUGCUGAAUUGUUUCGCUUUGAUUCAUGGAGGUCAACGAUCCUGAGAACAUCUCGGAAAGUUGCGUUUUGAUAGACUUGGUGAGGCUCCCGCUGAGCUGCCUUCGUCCACGCAGCCGCUAGUGUGUGCCGCAAGGCCGAGAAGUCUUUCCUGCCCUUACAACCAGCCCAGCGCCCAGGAUGCCCCACAAGAUUGGCUUCGUUGUUGUCAGCUCCUCUGGACACGAAGAUGGCUUCAGUGCCCGGGAACUAAUGAUCCACGCACCUACCGUCAGUGGGUGGAGGUCACCGAGAUUUUGCCGGUUUCCGCAAGAGAUCGUUCUUCAGAUGGUGGAGAGGUGUCGAAUAAGAAAGCUGCAGCUGCUCGCCCACCAGUACAUGAUCCCCAGCAAAGUGGAGUUCUACGUCAGCGAGAGCCUGCCCGAGUACUUCGUGCCCUACCAGGCAGAGCGCUUUCGAAGGCUCGGCUAUGUCUCUCUCUGUGACAACGAGAAGACGGGCUGCAGAGCCCGGGAGCUGAAGUCCGUCUACGUGGACGCGGUGGGACAGUUUCUCAAGCUGACCUUUCACGAAAACCACCUCAACAAGUACAACAUAUAUAAUCAGGUUGCUCUGGUUGCAGUAAAUAUCAUUGGAGACCCUGCAGAUUUUGGUGAUGAAAGCAAUAUUACCUCUAGAGAGAAGCUGAUUGAUCAUUAUCUGGGGCACAACACCGAGGACCCAGCUCUGGAAGGAACUUGUACUGGGAAAUCUGACUACAUUUCUCCACUAGAUGACUUAGCUUUCGAUAUGUACCAAGAUCCAGAAGUUGCCCAGAUUAUACGUAAAUUAGACGAAAGAAAACGUGAAGCCGUCCAAAAGGAACGCUACGACUAUGCCAAGAAGCUGAAACAAGCUAUUGCUGAUUUGCAAAAGGUGGGCGAGCGCCUCGGGCGGUACGAGGUGGAGAAGCGCUGUGCGGUGGAGAAGGAGGACUACGACCGCGCCAAGGAGAAGCAGCAGCAGAUGGAACGGUUCCGCGGCCAAGUAUACGAGCAGCUGCGGCUGCACAGCCUCGUGGACGCCGAGCUGGUGCAAAGGCCUCCUGACCUGCCCCUGCAGCCCCUGGCACACUCUGGCAGUCCUCACCACCAGCAGCCAGCGCUGUCUCGACAGCGAGAGGACAGAGCCCCAGAAAGCCUGCGUGCAGAGCCCUUCCUUCAGGAAAAGCCUCCAGCACGUCCCCUGGGCCCUCCUCAGCCCGCCACAGCGGACCAGGCCCCGCCCUCCGCGGACCCUCACCUCAGGACCCACCUCCAGGCCGUGCCCUACGAUGAGCGGCCCCUUCCUGCUGCCCGGAAGCAGCCUGCGGCGGCCCUGGAACCAGAGAAGAGUGACUGGGAUGGCAGUGAGGCUCCCAGAGGAGCUGCCACUGGGGAGCCGGAGCCCUUGACGGAGAAGGCAUUGAGAGAGGCCAGCCCUGCCGUGGACGUGCUCGGAGAAGCCCUGGUCGCUGGAGCCUACUCCAAGACGUGGUCGUACCGGGAAGACGCGCUGCUCGCACUGUGCAAACAGCUGAUGCAGAUGCCCGCUGGAGCCCCCAAGGAGGAGCUGAAGAACGUUCUGCGAGCGUCCAUCUUCCUCGUGAGGAGAGCCGUCAGAGACCUCGUGACCCCAGUCUUUCAGGCUUCUUUGAAACUGCUGAAAAUGAUAAUUACACAAUAUAUUCCCAAACACAAGCUGAGCAAGCUCGAAACGGCCCACUGUGUGGAGAGAACCGUUCCCGUUCUGCUCACCAGGACCGGAGACUCCUCUGCUCGCCUCCGAGUCAUAGCUUCCAAUUUUAUCCAGGAAAUGGCCUUGUUUAAGGAAGUUAGGUCUCUCCAGAUUAUCCCACCUUACUUGGUACAGCCGUUAAAAGCCAACUCUUCGGCUCAUCUGGCAAUGAGUCAGAUGGACCUCCUGGCCCGGCUCCUGAGAGACCUGGGCACCGGGAACACGGGUUUCACCGUUGAUAACGUGAUGAAGUUUUCAGUGAGUGCCCUGGAGCACAGAGUGUAUGAGGUUCGAGAGACAGCGGUUAGAAUUAUUUUGGACAUGUAUAAACAGCACCGGGCUUUUAUUCUAGAGUACCUCCCUCCAGACGACAACACCACGCGCAAGAACGUUCUCUAUAAAACAAUUUUUGACGGAUUUGCUAAAAUAGACGGCAGACCAACAGAUGCUGACACAAAGGCACAGAAAAAAGCGGCUACAGAAGAAGCGGAAAAACGAAAGAAAGAAGAAAUUAAAGCUUUACAAGGGCAGUUGGCAGUGCUCUCCGAAAUUCAGGCCGGAGUCCAGCCUGGCAAGGAGACGAUGGCAGGCCCCGUGCUGGAGGCAGACAGUCAGGACACGGAAGGAGGGAAGGCAGCCGCACGUCCUGCCCCGGAAGUCCCAGCCGCUCACUACUUAGAUAAUUUAUGUAUCUUCUGUGGGGAGAGGAGUGAGUCCUUCACGGAGGAGGGCCUGGACCUCCACUACUGGAAGCGCUGCCUCAUGCUGACAAGAUGUGCCUGCUGCAGGCAGGUGGUCGAGAUCUCCAGCCUGACGGAGCACCUGCUGACAGAAUGCGACAAGAAAGACGGGUUUGGAAAGUGUUACCGCUGCAACGAGGCUGUUCUGAAGGAAGAGCUGCCCAGACACAUAAAAGCAAAGGACUGUAAUCCCGCCAAACCGGAGAAGCUGGCAAACCGCUGUCCUCUGUGCCACGAGAACUUCUCACCGGGGGAGGAGGCGUGGAAGGCUCACCUCAUGGGCCCCGCCGGCUGCACGAUGAACCUGCGCAAGACGCACGUGCUGCGCAAGGCUCUGCCGCCAGCAGGUAAAGGCCCAGCCACGACCAAAUCAGGGACCUCCGCAUCCAAGGUCGGAAGCAAGAUCCCUACCCCAAAGGGACUGAACAAAAGCUCCGGCAGAACGUACACAAAGCGGUGACGUGACCCACAUUCUGUCCCCUUCGUCCCCACGAGGGACCGAGCGAGUUUCUUGAUUGCGAACCAUCUCUCCUAAGAUCCGCCUUUGGACGUGGCGACCCUGUGCUCCGCCCCCGCCGUCCCUCCGCUCGUGGCCCUGCUGUCCUCACCUGCCGCUCCCUGUGAGGGGCUGACGCAAGACCAAGCUCACCGCGGUUUGAAGCCACCAGGCUUCUGGCCUCCGAGGCCGCCGUCGCCAGAAGAGCAGCCAUUCCGUUUGAAGGGGACCGACCUCCCUGUCCGGGUCGGGUGAGCAGGUUACGGGUGUCCUCGAGCAGAGCGCCCUCUCCUCAGGCGCUUGGAGUGGUUUCCAUAAAGGCUUCGCUGUAAACCUCGUGCACGUCGGUCUCUCUCACGUGGCCGAAUUUCCGCAGGGCUUUGGCUCACUGGGCCGCGCGAACCAGCCGGGAGAGAGACGGCGGGCGCGGAUCUUGGCGGGCGCCGGCCCCCGCCCAGCGCACCUCCCCACUGUGUGCAGACCCCGCACCUCCCGCUGUCACGAGAGGGAAAGACGAACCUGCGGUCGCCACGCAUGGGUCCCCCUGCAGCACCUGCCCCGCUAGGGCCCCUCCCCCCCCCCGACCCCCACCCCUGCCACCAUGCGGAGUGCUGGGUCCCGCCCGACCCCAAGCUGCAGCCCCUGGGAGCCGAGCCUGCCGCCCUGUGGCUCCAUCAGGGCUCUCCUCCCGGUGCUUCCAGCUCCUUCCUUCUAGAACCACACCUGUGGUUCUAGAACAGAGUUAGGACCCGCCUCUCCACCGAUUGUCCUGCGCCCUGAACACGUGUCGGUCAGAACAGCCCUCUCUCAAAGCCUUGAGCAGGCGAGGGGAGCAGCCGCACUUGGUUAACGCGCGAACGAGCCUUCAGCGCGGACCAGCAGGCUCGGGUGUCUGCUUUGGGCCUGUCCUGCCUCUCACAGAUCUACGAGUCGGAGCCCUAAGUUCAUUUGUCUCAAACACGCCCCAUGACACUUCAAACCCCAACAUGGCUUAAAAUGAAGAGGCCAGCCCUCGUGUCCCACAGAAGCGGUUCCCGGGCUUCGUGUCCAGGUGGCCGCGGGGCAAAGCCAGGGUGUGUCUGAAACCUGCUGGGAAGCGUCCCAUCUCCCUUGUGCCGGCCUGCGCUCCCGCUGCCUGCUGGGCCCCCAGAGACCCAGGGAGGCCGGCCCUUCCCACCCCGCCCGCGGCCCAGCAUGCUUCCGUUCUCCCGCGUGGUAGGCAAGUAGACAGCAGGCCUUCGGGGUGCCGCUGAGAAAUGGGUGGGAUUUGUACCGCGUCAUCAGCAUAUACACCUGUUUACUUCCCCGCCACGUGAAAGAAAACACGUUUCAGAAAACCCCUCAUAGCCGUUGGAGCAGCGCGUCCCUUGAGUGUGUUAGUGACCGGGAGUUUGCACUAACCACUCUCCGUUCUGGGUGAACUAACACUUUCUCAUAUGGUUGACUCAAAAUACAGCAAGAAUAGGACUAAGAGAACUACCUUUGCAAAAAAUAACUCAAUUAAGAAGUAAGUAGUGGGGAGAAAGAACGUAAACCUUCGUCAGACAGAGCAGAACACAGACGCCGAGGGAACUGUGACGCGACCCCUCCUGGCUUCACAGACCGCGGCCACGACCUGGUCCCUCCUCCUACAGGCGAGCCGCUCCGUAACACGAGCAGUGAUGAGAAACGCUAAUCGAGGAGCCAUUCUCUUCCCUCUAAUCAACACUUGCAAAAAACAUGUAUGUAGUAUUUUCCAUAUAUCGUAACUUUAAAAAGAUUUGUAAAAAUAUUUCACUUUAGUGAUUGACACAGUUGGAUGCGUUCAAGACCGGUUAGCCUUGCUGGUUACAGAAGGAGCGGGCGUUUCUGUCAAAGUGAGCCCUGCCUAGCGGCUACAAAGAGCUCUACAGAGUUAGAGGCUAUUAAGGAACUGAAAAUAAAGGACAGGCAAUUCUGAAGGAAGUGUAGGAUCCCUUGGCCAUUUAUAAAUAAAAAUGUAAAUUUGGAACAAGAAUUAAUAAUUUUCACUAUGAAUAUGUUGUGGAUAUUUAUUUCUCUUAUUUUCAUAUUUCAAAAUAUUUUAAUUUAAAACAAAUGUGUCUAUAAAUUUGGCAUCAGAAUACACAUGUAAAUACCUUUAAUGAAAAUUUUUAACUUUUUAAUGUUUUAAUAUAGUUUUCUAUUUGUCUUUAUUUCAGGCACCAGAAUUAUAGUAUCUAACCAAUAUAUUUUUGUUGUUAUUUCAGGGCCUAGGGGUCAGGUCACUCUGAGGAUGUUAACACAAUAAAAAGGUCACAAAACA
This is a messenger RNA of Neofelis nebulosa (Clouded leopard), 5428 nucleotides long. It is a transcript of the gene CEP104, whose product is annotated as centrosomal protein 104. Lineage: Eukaryota; Metazoa; Chordata; Mammalia; Carnivora; Felidae. The transcript is spliced from 23 exons. The record is from RefSeq and is a predicted model, not a curated record. The coding region runs from base 334 to 3108 and encodes 924 amino acids. Gene Ontology annotation, cellular component: cilium.